Molecule: messenger RNA, 463 nt
Organism: Colletotrichum abscissum
Lineage: Eukaryota; Fungi; Ascomycota; Sordariomycetes; Glomerellales; Glomerellaceae
Product: cyclin domain-containing protein
Exons: 2
Biological process (GO): mitotic cell cycle phase transition; regulation of cyclin-dependent protein serine/threonine kinase activity
Cellular component (GO): cyclin-dependent protein kinase holoenzyme complex; nucleus; spindle pole body
Molecular function (GO): cyclin-dependent protein serine/threonine kinase regulator activity
Source: RefSeq, a predicted model, not a curated record
AUGCGGAAGAUGCUCAAACGAGAUGCUACUGAGCUUGGGAGCCCCGACGAGGUGCCCAUCGCGAAAAGGCAGAGGGUAUCUCUCUCCAGAACGCAUGAGCUAAGUGAGGAGCAUUCUCAAGAUUUUCUCAAAUAUAUGGAGCACGUAGAGGCCGAGACGAUGCUCGACAUGAGGCGCUUCCCGGAUGGAAUAAGAGAAAUGAGACCGGACAUCGUCCUACAUCUCCAAGUGGCUCAUGCUAUGCUUGGCCUACUUCCAGAAACGCUGUUUUUAUCGGUCAACAUUGUCGACAGGUUCUGCUGUGAACAAAGCUUCUGUGGGGAGGCAUACUACAAAUUGAUCGGCUGUACUGCCUUAUGGAUUGCGUCCAAGUACAUUGAAGAAAAGGGGCGGGUGCCAUCUCUCGAGCGGCUUUUGCAUUUCAUUCCCGAAGGGUAUUAUCGAGACGAGAGGUUCUUCAUCC